Molecule: messenger RNA, 2082 nt
Organism: Zygosaccharomyces rouxii
Lineage: Eukaryota; Fungi; Ascomycota; Saccharomycetes; Saccharomycetales; Saccharomycetaceae
Exons: 1
Coding region: 1-2082 (693 amino acids)
Biological process (GO): lipid metabolic process
Molecular function (GO): triacylglycerol lipase activity
Source: RefSeq, a predicted model, not a curated record
AUGCCUGCCAAGAGCCUAUCUGGGAUCACCGACCUUUCCAACUCAACCUCAGAAUGUAGCAGAUCCUCCACAAAAUUGUCACAACCUCGUCUACUGUCACCCCUAGGAAAUACUGACACUACUCGGCAAUCAAUCCCAGGUAGCAACAGUACAUAUAACGCUACAGGUUUGACACCAUCGCCUACCAGCCAAAUAAGUUCAUUAGAGCAGAAAUCACAAGAACAAAAUCCUGAAAAUGAAGACUCUUUCAUCUCAGGUUCAGAUUCCAACUUGGAUUUAGCAAUAGCACAAGCUCGAGAUGAAUCCAAUUCCCCAUCUGUACAACCACCUUCCCACAAGAAACUUACACUUUCUAUGCCUUUCAAAAGAAAGGUCUCACAGGGUUCUUCUCCAACAUCUUUAGGUCCUUCACUACUGCCACGUCAAUCCAAAGACGAUAUACAACGAGAAACCAUCAAGAACAAACUGAAGAAAACGUCAUCAAUAUCCACAAUAGAAGAACAAAUCUUAUUCCAAGACGAGAAAGGCUCUGUCGAUGUCAGAAAAAGGGCGCUUAAAAAAACCUUCGAAUUAGAAUCUCUGAAACAUGCUCUUAACACCAUUAAGGCAUUACGACACAAGAGGACCGAUGACGGCUACGAUUACAAAAGAGUCCAUUCUAUUUGGGAUGAACUGGAAGGUGAUGUCCUAAUCAUGGGCGGCUAUAGGGGUAGUAUUCUAAGAGAUACAAAGACUAAUCGACGAGUGUGGAUUCCACUUAAAGCAGGUUUAAACUUACGAAAAGUAGACUUGCGAAUUGGACCGAAUGAUGAAGAUGAAGUGGAAGCUAUGAAACAUAUUUAUCCGGACGGUAUUCUAAGUCAUGUUGGCCCAGUGGAUGUUUGCAAACGUCUGAUCAAAAGGUUGAAAUCUAAUUCAAAGGUUAGAUUAACCAAUUUUGGUUACGAUUGGAGAUUAUCACUAGAUAUAAGUUCUGAACAGCUUUCUAAUAAAUUACAACAAAUCUAUGACUCUCAAGAAGUGAAAAGAGGUACUUACAUCAUAGCACACUCUAUGGGCGGUUUGGUCGCACAUAAGGCGCUACAAGACAAAACACACCUGAUUAGAGGUAUCAUUUACGUUGGUUCACCAAGCAGAUGUCCCAACAUCGUGGGGCCCUUUAAAUACGGUGAUGAAGUGCUCAUGAAUAAAACAAUUCUCAGUAAAGAAACUAAUUUUUUAAUGAGAAGUAGCUUCGCUUUCCUUCCAGAAAAUGGUAGAUGCUUUCUACAAAGAGGUACAGGAAAGAAGUUCAACUUAGACUUUUUCGACCCGCAGGUUUGGGUUAAAUUGGGACUAUCACCGCUGGUGGAUGAAGAUCGAGUCCUAGAUCCACACACUGUACCAAAAGUAGCCAAGAAACAGAGUCCCGAGGAUGAGAAACGCAUGGCCAAAACCGAAACAAAAACUAAACUACCACAACCAGGUAUAUCUACUGAAGGGAACGAUAUUUUAGGUAUACUAAACCCGAUACCAUUAAUGAGAUCAAUAUCGGGCCCAUCUGACAAAGAUCUUAGACAUCAACCGCCACAAGAUGGGCGAAGUUCUCUCAGACACUGGAAUCCCUUCUCUCUAUUUACAAAAAUUUCUUCAUCCUCUACUGAUGCUGCGCAACUGACAGAACACAAGCGAGUACAGGAUGAUCAAAAUGACAUGCUAUUUAAGACUUCUCACGAAGAAUGUGUUCGCUAUUUGGAAAGAACUUUAAAGCGCACAAAGGAAUUUUUAUCAAGCCUAGAGUAUAGACCAGGAAAAGAAUAUCCACCAUUGGUUAUGCUUUACAGUAAUCAAGUCCCCACCGUGCGCGGGGUCCACAUACAAGGUCUAAAAGAUGUUAAACUCGGCCGUUACGACGACUUUUCUUAUGGCCCUGGUGACGGUGUAAUAUACCACAAAUGGUUGCUACCAGAACAGAGAGGAUUCCCCGUAGUAGCCAAAAUCAAUAGCGAUUGUGGUCAUGUGAGUUUGAUGUCCGAUUUAGACGCCAUGGCAAAGGCAUUCAUCUCUCUUGUAGAUAAUGAUAAAACAAUUCAAACCGAUUGA